Esox lucius (northern pike) is the source of this 3045-nucleotide messenger RNA. It is a transcript of the gene mcm4, whose product is annotated as minichromosome maintenance complex component 4. Gene Ontology annotation, biological process: mitotic DNA replication initiation; DNA replication; double-strand break repair via break-induced replication. NCBI's taxonomy places the organism in Eukaryota, Metazoa, Chordata, Actinopteri, Esociformes, Esocidae. The transcript is spliced from 17 exons. The record is from RefSeq and is a predicted model, not a curated record. Gene Ontology annotation, cellular component: MCM complex; nucleus. Gene Ontology annotation, molecular function: single-stranded DNA binding; single-stranded DNA helicase activity; ATP binding. Bases 260 to 2833 code for a protein of 857 amino acids.
AGGUUAAAUACUUUUAAGAAAUACUACUAUCCCUGCAUUUGAUUAACAAUUUUAACCAUCGUAUUUCCUUGUACAGCUAAGAUAUUAGUGACGGACCCCUAAAUGUUAAAACGGUUAUAGUUCGCACGCGUUAUGUUUUAGUCUAGCUAUUGGUAGAAAGUUUCCCGGGAACGUGACGUCAUAACCACAGUUUCGCGCCAAAUUCAUUGGAAGCAGCAGAUCAACUCGCGUUAUACAGAAAGACCUGUGAUCAUUCAGGAUGUCUUCACCUACAUCAACUCCCGGUGGACGGAAACGCAACAGGAAUGACAUUCCUGCCACUCGCAGUAUAGGCUCGACAUCCCCUCCUUCCCAACGUCGACGAGGUCAGGAUUCGUCUAAUGCCGAUCUCCCUGCAAUGCCAACGUCUCCAGCCACAGACAUUGCCAGCCCUACAGUCCACGACACCUCUCUGUUCUCCAGCCCACGCCGCUCAGUUCUUCCUAGUGAGGUGGAUAUGAGCUCCCCUCUAAUGUAUGGGACUCCUAGCUCCAGGGUGGAGGGGACCCCCCGUAGCGGUGCGCGUGGCACCCCAGCCAGACAGCGCCCUGACCUGGGCUCCGUCAGGAAGGCCCCCCAAGUGGACCUCCACUCUGAGCCUCCAAGUGCAGAUGGAGCAGUAGCAAGUGAGCCGUCAGUGGGACAGAAGCUGGUUAUAUGGGGAACUGAUGUCAACGUGGGAACAUGCAAAGAGAAGUUCCAGAGAUUCCUGCAGAGGUUUAUUGACCCAACAUCCAACGAGGAUGAGAAUGCUGGUUUGGACCUGAAUGAGCCUCUCUACAUGCAGAAGCUGGAGGAGAUCAGUGUGGUUGGUGAGCCUGUGCUGAAUGUAAACUGUGGCCACGUUCAGUCCUUUGACGCAGACUUGUACAGGCAACUCAUCUGUUACCCCCAGGAAGUCAUCCCUACCUUUGACAUGGCUGUCAACGAGCUGUUCUUUGAGCGUUUCCCAGACUCCAUCUUGGAGCACCAAAUUCAGGUGCGUCCGUACAAUGCCCUGAAGACCAGGAACAUGAGGAGCCUGAACCCUGAAGAUAUCGACCAGAUGAUCACCAUCAGUGGCAUGGUCAUCCGGACCUCCCAGCUGAUCCCAGAGAUGCAGGAGGCCUUCUUCCAGUGCCAAGUGUGCGCCUUCUCCACCCGCGUGGAGGUGGAUCGUGGCCGCAUCGCCGAGCCCGCAGUGUGUCGCCACUGUAACACCACCCACAGCCUGGCCCUCAUCCACAACCGCUCUGCCUUCUCCGAUAAACAGAUGAUCAAAGUGCAGGAGUCUCCGGACGACAUGCCGGCCGGCCAGACCCCCCACACCACCGUGGUGUACGCCCACAAUGACCUGGUCGACAAAGUACAGCCCGGGGACCGCAUCAACAUCACCGGUAUCUACAGAGCGGUGCCUAUGCGCGAGAACCCUCGCCAGAGCAACGUCAAGUCGGUGUACAAGACCCACAUCGACGCCAUCCACUUCCGUAAAACCGACGAGAAGCGCCUUCAUGGGCUGGAUGAAGAAGCCGACCAGAAGCUUUUCACCGAAGAGCGCGUCAAGACGCUGAAGGAGCUGGCGGCCAAACCAGACGUGUACGAGCGCCUCUCGUCUGCCCUGGCCCCCAGCAUCUAUGAACAUGAGGACAUCAAGAAGGGCAUUCUUCUCCAACUGUUCGGCGGCACCCGUAAGGACUUCAGCCAGACGGGCCGCGGUAACUUCCGCGCCGAGGUCAACAUCCUGCUCUGCGGAGACCCGGGCACCUCCAAGUCCCAGCUGCUGCAGUACGUCUUCAACCUAGUGCCCCGUGGCCAGUACACGUCCGGGAAGGGCUCCAGCGCCGUGGGCCUCACGGCCUACGUGAUGAAGGACCCGGAGACCAAGCAGCUAGUGCUGCAGACCGGGGCCUUGGUGCUUAGCGAUAACGGGAUAUGCUGCAUCGACGAGUUCGACAAGAUGAGCGAGAGCACGCGCUCGGUGCUGCACGAGGUCAUGGAGCAGCAGACCCUCUCCAUUGCCAAGGCUGGAAUCAUUUGCCAGCUUAACGCUCGCACCUCUGUCCUGGCUGCAGCCAAUCCAGUGGAGUCACAGUGGAACCCCAAGAAGACGACCAUUGAAAACAUUCAGCUCCCUCACACGCUGCUCUCGAGAUUUGAUCUGAUCUUCUUGAUGCUGGAUCCCCAAGACGAGGCUUACGACCGUCGCCUGGCUCACCACUUGGUGUCACUCUACUACCAGAGUGAGGAGCAGAUCGAGGAAGAGCUCCUUGACAUGGCGGUGCUGAAGGACUACAUUGCAUACGCGCGUACAUACAUCAACCCCAGACUAAAUGAAGAAGCCAGUCAGGCUCUCAUUGAGGCCUACGUGGACAUGAGGAAGAUCGGUAGCGGACGAGGGAUGGUGUCUGCCUACCCCAGACAGCUGGAGUCCCUGAUUCGCCUGGCCGAGGCCCACGCCAAGGUGCGCUUCUCUGACAAGGUGGAGACCAUCGACGUUGAGGAGGCCAAGCGAUUACACCGUGAAGCCCUCAAGCAGUCCGCUACCGACCCCAGGACAGGCUUUGUGGACAUUUCCAUCCUCACCACUGGAAUGAGUGCCACGGCCCGUAAACGGAAGGAGGAAGUAGCCCAGGCCUUAAAGAAAAUGAUCCAGUCCAAGGGGAAGACUCCUGCCAUGAAAUACCAGCAGCUGUUUGAUGACCUCCGAGGCCAGUCUGAAGCUGCAAUAACAAAGGACAUGUUUGAAGAGGCUCUGCGGGCCUUGGCAGAUGAGGAUUAUCUGACAGUCACUGGAAAGACUGUUCGUCUCCUGUGAAGAAAUACGAUCUCCCCCUUUUCCUUGUACAGUCACUUAUUUCUGUAGCAGCGACUUCUUGUGUACUUGUGUACUGACCUGUAAAAAAUUUAAUGUUUGACCUUGUUAAUGUUGAUGACUCUGUAGGGACUGGCAUUUUGUGUCAUGAUUACUGAUAGUGCCAGGAUGCGUUGAUGAUAUGGUAAGAAAUAAAGUACUACUUUUGUAUGUCA